Spinacia oleracea (spinach) is the source of this 1284-nucleotide messenger RNA. RefSeq lists its product as uncharacterized. The record is from RefSeq and is a predicted model, not a curated record. The coding region runs from base 1 to 1284 and encodes 427 amino acids. The transcript has a single exon. Lineage: Eukaryota; Viridiplantae; Streptophyta; Magnoliopsida; Caryophyllales; Amaranthaceae.
AUGGACUCAGAAUAUUAUUCAGAGGAAUACUUAGCAUCUCUGAAUAAUGUUUUGAGAGAAAGAGAACCAAUUCACUAUGGAAAAGCAUCUGAAGAUCAAGGGUGGAUGGAAGCAAUGAAGGGAGAGCUUAAUGCAUUUGAUAAGAAUGAAACAUGGGAAAUGACAGAUUUACUAGAAGGAAAGAAGGCAAUAGAUUCUAAAUGGGUAUAUAGAAUCAAAUUUGACAGAGAUGGGAACAUAGAGAAACUCAAAGCUAAAUUAGUGACAAGGGGUGAUAAACAGAUCAAAGGCAAAGAUUACAAACAUACUUUCUUACCAGUAGCUAAGUUCACUACUGUGAGAACUUUGAUAGCCUUGGCAACAGCCAUGAAUUGGAAGUUGGAACAACUUGAUAUCAACAAUGCCUUUUUUCAUGGGUUCCUGGAUGAAGAAGUGUACAUGAAACCACCAAAAGGUUACACUGGAGGAAAGGAGGGGCAAGUAUGUAGGCUGAAAAGAAGCUUAUAUGGUCUGAAGCAAGCUUCUAGGCAGUGGAAUCUAGAACUGACCAAGUUCUUCAUUGAGCAUGGCUAUACCCAAUCCAAAAGAGAUUACUCAAUGUUCUCUAAAAUUGAAAAUAGAAAGCAGACAAUUGUGCUUGUUUAUGUUGAUGAUCUCCUUGUGACUGGAGAUGACACAAAUGAGAUGGAAAAGCUUAAGACAGAACUUGACAAUGCCUUCACUAUGAAGGAUCUUGGAGAAAUGCGAUAUUUUCUUGGGAUAGAAGUUUCAAGAAGUCCAAAAGGAACUAUGUUAAAUCAGAGAAAAUUCAUUCUUGACAUACUGAAAUCAACAUGGACUGAGGACUGUAAACCUGCAAAGUUCCCUUUUCCCAAAGGGAUCAAGUUAUCAGUUGAUCAAGGUGAUCUCCUAGAAGAUCCUGAAAUAUAUAGAAGAAUCAUUGGGAGGUUAUUGUACUUGAAUCUGACAAGACCUGAUAUUUCCUAUAGUGUGCAGCAGUUAAGUCAGUUCAUGUGUGAACCAAGAAAACCGCAUUUGCAGGCUGCUAUCCAUGUGGUGAAGUACUUGGCUGGUACAAUUGAUUGGAGUUUAUACUACCCUGCUGAUUCUGAAGUGAAGCUAAGCUCAUUCUGUGAUUCAGAUUGGGGAAACUGUGCUUUUAGUUCAAGAUCUCUCACUGGAUACUGUGUUUUUCUAGGAAAAUCACUAGUGUCUUGGAAAACAAAGAAGCAAAAGACUGUGUCAAAGUCAUCAACAGAAGCAGAAUAUAGGUGUAUGUCAUAG